UGGUGCCAAAUGGGGAACUCGCAUCCCUUUGACUUGCUUUUCUUCCGUGGACGCGACCGCUACGACUUGCUUCUGCUUUCUUUGACGAUGGAAGACGUGUCGAUGGCCAGCUCGAGCCAAUCGCACAUCACCAACCCAGAAGCUGAUGCAACCCAGUCCACACAACCAGCUUACAGUCAAGAGGCGGAGGACACGAACGACUGCUGGGGGCUGCUCAUACCCGCGAGUGGCGGUGCGCAAAAGGUUCGGCUUCUGCGUACCCAGGCGGUAUAUACUAUUGGGAGAAGGAAGAGCAGCAACCUUUGUUUGGACAGCAACCAUAUUAGCAGCGACCAUGCUACUAUCACAUGGAACAGCGUCGGCGGGGAUGUCCUGAUCCAUGACCACUCGUCCAACGGCACUUGGCUGGGUAACGACAGAAUCGGGAAGAACAACACACGCGUACUGGAAGAUGGAAUGCAGAUAACAUUCGGGCCUAAGAAUUACAUCCGGAAGGAAGGAGAGCCUGCGCCAUCCAUUUAUAUGUUUUGCGACCUUCUCCGUGUCAAAAGAGCAAUCCAUAAACACUACGAUUUGGACAAAGAACUAGGCGUUGGCAAUUUUGCUGUCGUAUACCGUGCCCUUUCCCGGCGAAAUGCCAAGUGGGUCGCCGUCAAGGUUAUCAGUCAGGUCAGACGAUAUGCGGGAAGCGCAAGGGACGGCCUCGACGAAAUCGGCAUACUCCAAAACCUGCGUCAUACGAACAUCGUGCAGUUGUUGGAGCACUUUGAGAAUUCGGACGAUAGUCUUGACCUUGUCUUUGAGCUUGUCGAAGGCGGCGACCUUGACAGCUACAUCCGCAAAUAUAACGGCGGUGUUGGCGGUUUGUCCGAAGGUAUGACCCGCCAUUUGGCGGACCAGAUUUGUGCGGGCACCGCCUUUAUCCACAGUAACAACAUAACGCACCGGGACUUGAAACCUGAGAACAUUCUUCUAACAGUGGACGACCCUCCAAAGGUCAAAAUCGCUGACUUUGGGGUUGCGAAGCUGACCACAGAAGGGACAGACUUGAAGACCAUUUGCGGAACUCUGCAAUAUAUGGCCCCCGAAAUUCUCAGCCGUCUUUCGACAGACCCGCCAUAUACGCACCGUGUAGACAGCUGGAGCAUUGGGUGUCUCAUUUUCACCAUGUUCACCACACAUGUCCCGUGGCCUCCUUCGAAUGACAGUCCUGUCGAUCUCCGAGACUUGAUGGCACAACGAGGCAUCGCUGGCAUCCAGUGGGACUUCAUCACUCGCAAGAACCUCUCCAAGCCAGCCCGACAAUUUCUAGACAGUCUGCUCAUGUUCAAUCCCGACCAGCGAUUGGACCUCAGCAAGGCCCGAUCCCAGCCGUGGAUGUCGAAUUUUAAACGCGCAUAUGUCAUUGACGCUGACACCGGGGACCUCACGCGUUCACUCAGCUGGCGCGACUCCACGGCUGAUUUUGGAAAGACAAUAUCAAGUCCCAACGACCUUGUCCGUGAAAAGACAGUCGACCCAUAUGAAAAUGAAAACGAGGAGGAAGUUCACCAGCACCCGGUGGCGGGGUCGUCGUUGGACCCGUACGCUGACCCGCCGAUGCCCAUCCCUCUGGCCCGUCCUCCUCGUCAAAAGCAAUUGCCCGAUAUUGCCGAAGUAUCGGCCGAUGCCGCUUAUGCUCCGGCCACACGCAACAAAGGCAAAGGCAAGGCGAAAGCGCAAACAUCUGACCUGGUGCCUGCACCCGACUCUGCCAACAGCAGCGCAUACUUGUAUGGCAACACGGGUGCCGCGCCGUCACCGCUGGACCCAGUGCCUGAGGUGGAAGAAAUGCAGGUGGACAGGAAGACCGCUAAACGCAAGCGUGACCAUGGGGACAACGUGGUUGCGCUUGCAAUGGGCGGGGAUUCGCUGAGCAGUCUGAGCAGUAUGUCCAGCGACGGGGAGCCAGCGCAGCCAGAAUUGAAGCCAGCGGCGUCUUCAUCGAAGACACGAAAGACGGCUGCUGCUGCUGCUGCUAGACCUCCCCCGGCUAAACGGGGCAGGAUAGCGGAGCCAGAAGCAGUAAUAGCCAGCAAGAAACCUCCAUCAACGUCGAGGAAGCCUCCAUCAGCGGCACGUGCCCCCCGCAAGCCUCCGCCGCUGACUGGGAGUAAGCCUCCAAGUACAAGAGGCAGGAAACGCGCAACAACGGCCGAUCCGGAAACCGAGGAGCCAAGUAGGACACGUGCAAGACGUUGA
Messenger RNA from Mycena indigotica, 2241 nucleotides. RefSeq lists its product as uncharacterized. The transcript is spliced from 12 exons. Lineage: Eukaryota; Fungi; Basidiomycota; Agaricomycetes; Agaricales; Mycenaceae. Gene Ontology annotation, cellular component: cytoplasm. Bases 10 to 2241 code for a protein of 743 amino acids. Gene Ontology annotation, molecular function: protein serine/threonine kinase activity; protein binding; ATP binding. The record is from RefSeq and is a predicted model, not a curated record. Gene Ontology annotation, biological process: autophagy; peptidyl-serine phosphorylation.